This is a messenger RNA of Trichechus manatus latirostris (Florida manatee), 7288 nucleotides long. RefSeq names its product filamin A interacting protein 1 (gene FILIP1). Lineage: Eukaryota; Metazoa; Chordata; Mammalia; Sirenia; Trichechidae. The record is from RefSeq and is a predicted model, not a curated record. The transcript is spliced from 6 exons. Bases 13 to 3546 code for a protein of 1177 amino acids. Gene Ontology annotation, cellular component: actin cytoskeleton.
UUGUAGGUGGGAAUGAGAUCCCGGAACCAAGGUAGUGAAAGUUCAUCCAACGGGCAUGUCUCCUGCCCCAAAUCCUCUAUCAUCAGCAGUGCUGAUGAUAAAAGUCUGUCAGAAGAUCCGAAAAAGAAGAACAAAUCAAAUAGGAAGGAGGAUGAUGUCACAGCCUCAGGAACUGUCAAACGACACCUAAAACCAUCUGGAGAAAGUGAACGAAAGAGUAAGAAGUCUCUGGAGUUAUCUAAAGAAGACCUCAUCCAACUACUCAGUAUAAUGGAGGGGGAGUUGCAGGCCAGGGAAGAUGUGAUCCACAUGCUGAAGACAGAGAAAACGAAACCUGAGGUUCUGGAGGCUCAUUACGGGUCUGCGGAGCCAGAGAAAGUGCUGCGGGUCCUGCACAGAGAUGCCAUCCUUGCCCAGGAGAAGUCCAUAGGAGAAGAUGUCUACGAGAAACCAAUUUCAGAGCUGGACAGACUUGAGGAAAAACAGAAAGAAACCUACCGGCGCAUGCUAGAGCAGCUGCUGCUGGCAGAGAAGUGUCACAGGCGCACCGUGUACGAGUUAGAGAACGAGAAGCAUAAACACACUGACUACAUGAACAAGAGUGACGACUUCACCAACCUGCUGGAGCAGGAGCGGGAGAGGUUGAAAAAGCUCCUUGAACAAGAAAAGGCUUACCAAGCCCGCAAAGAAAAGGAAAAUGCUAAACGGCUCAAUAAACUAAGAGAUGAACUUGUCAAACUCAAGUCCUUUGCACUCAUGCUGGUGGAUGAAAGACAAAUGCAUAUUGAGCAACUUGGUCUGCAAAGCCAGAAGGUACAGGAUCUUACUCAGAAACUGAGGGAAGAAGAAGAAAAGCUGAAAGCAAUUACUUCCAAAUCCAAAGAAGACAGGCAGAAAUUGCUCAAGUUAGAAGUGGACUUUGAACACAAGGCUUCAAGGUUCUCUCAGGAGCAUGAAGAGAUGAAUGCUAAAUUGGCUAAUCAAGAGUCUCACAACAGGCAACUUAGACUCAAGCUGGUUGGCUUAAGUCAAAGAAUUGAGGAGCUAGAAGAAACCAACAAAAAUCUUCAAAAGGCAGAGGAAGAACUUCAGGAAUUAAGAGAUAAAAUUGCCAAAGGGGAAUGUGGAAACUCCAGCCUCAUGGCAGAAGUGGAAAAUCUCCGAAAGCGUGUGCUGGAAAUGGAAGGUAAAGAUGAGGAGAUCACUAAAACCGAAUCCCAAUGUAGGGAAUUGAGGAAGAAGCUGCAAGAGGAAGAACACCAUAGUAAGGAGCUCAAACUUGAAGUCGAAAAGUUACAGAAGAGAAUGUCUGAACUGGAGAAAUUGGAAGAAGCAUUUAGCAAGAGUAAAUCUGAUUGUACCCAGCUACAUUUAAAUCUGGAGAAAGAAAAGAACUUAACCAAAGACCUGCUAAAUGAAUUGGAGGUGGUUAAGAGUCGAGUUAAAGAACUCGAAUGUUCUGAAAGUAGAUUGGAAAAAGCUGAAUUAAGCCUAAGAGAUGAUCUGACAAAGUUGAAGUCAUUUACUGUGAUGCUGGUUGAUGAAAGGAAGAAUAUGAUGGAAAAAAUAAAGCAAGAAGAAAGGAAAGUGGAUGGUCUCAAUAAAAAUUUUAAGGUGGAGCAGGGAAAGGUUAUGGAUGUAACUGAAAAACUAAUUGAAGAAAGUAAGAAGCUUUUAAAACUGAAAUCUGAAAUGGAGGAAAAGGUAUACAAUUUGACAAAAGAGAGAGACGAGUUAAUAGGGAAACUGAAGAGUGAAGAAGAAAAAUCUUCUGAAUUAAGCUGCAAUGUUGACUUAUUAAAGAAGAAACUUGAUGGUAGAGAGGAAGUAGAAAGAGAAAUUACAAGGGGAAGAUCUCGAAAAGGACCUGAACUCACCUGCCCAGAAGAUAACAAGAUUAAAGAACUAACACUUGAAAUUGAGAGACUGAAGAAACGUCUCCAACAGUUGGAGGUGGUCGAAGGGGAUUUGAUGAAGACAGAGGAUGAGUAUGAUCAGCUGGAGCAGAAAUUUAGAACUGAGCAGGAUAAGGCUAACUUCCUCUCUCAACAACUAGAGGAGAUAAAGCACCAAAUUGCCAAGAAUAAAGCAAUAGAGAAGGGUGAGGCUGUGAGCCAGGAAGCUGAGCUAAGACACAGAUUUCGAUUGGAAGAAGCUAAAAGUCGAGACUUAAAAGCAGAAGUCCAAGCUCUUAAAGAGAAGAUUCAUGAGCUAAUGAAUAAAGAAGAUCAGCUUUCUCAGCUCCAGGUGGAUUAUUCUGUCCUUCAACAAAGAUUUAUGGAAGAAGAGAAUAAGAACAAAAACAUGGGGCAGGAGGUCCUCAAUUUGACCAAAGAGUUGGAGCUUUCUAAGCGGUAUAGCAGAGCUCUCAGACCCAGUGUGAAUGGAAGAAGAAUGGUAGAUGUUCCUGUAACAUCAACAGGAGUACAGACUGAUGUGGUUAGCAGUGAAGCAGCAGAGGAGGAAACUCCUGCUGUGUUCAUACGGAAAUCCUUUCAAGAGGAAAAUCACAUCAUGAGUAAUCUUCGACAGGUGGGAUUGAAAAAACCUAUGGAGCGAUCCUCUGUUCUAGACAGAUAUCCUCCAGCAGCAAAUGAGCUCACUAUGAGAAAGUCUUGGAUUCCAUGGAUGAGAAAAAGGGAAAACGGGCCCUCAAUCACUCAGGAGAAAGGGCCUCGAGCAAAUUCCACUCCAGGGCACCCAGGAGAGCUAGUCCUUUCACCAAAGCAGGGUCAGCCCCUGCACAUUCGAGUGACUCCAGACCAUGAGAACAGUACUGCCACUUUGGAGAUAACGAGCCCAACAUCUGAAGAAUUUUUUUCUAGCACCACUGUCAUUCCUACCUUAGGGAAUCAAAAACCAAGGAUAACCAUUAUUCCAUCACCAAAUGUAAUGUCUCAAAAAUCGAAAAGUGGAGAUACUACUCUUGGUACAGAACGAGCCAUGUCGCCAGUCACAAUUACUACAUUUUCCAGAGAGAAGACCCCAGAAAGUGGAAGAGGUGCGUUUGUGGACAGGCCCACAUCCCCCAUUCAGAUAAUGACAGUGUCUACAUCAGCAGCACCAGCUGAGAUAGCAGUCUCUCCUGAAUCCCAGGAAAUGCUCAUGGGAAGGACUGUCCUCAAAGUCACUCCAGAAAAACAAACUGUUUCAACGCCAGUAAGGAAGUACAACGCCAAUGCCAAUAUCAUAACCACGGAAGACAAUAAAAUUCACAUUCACUUAGGUUCUCAGUUUAAACGAUCUCCUGGGACUUCAGCUGAAGGAGCAAGUCCAGUUAUUACUGUCCGACCAGUCAAUGUGACAGCUGAAAAAGAAGUUUCCACUGGCACUGUCCUUCGUUCUCCCAGGAACCAUCUUUCAUCACGACCUGGUGCGAGCAAAGUGACAAGCACUAUCACCAUAACACCGGUCACAACUUCAUCCACUCGAGGAACCCAGUCAGUGUCAGGACAAGACGGGUCAUCCCAGCGGCCUACGCCCACCCGCAUUCCUAUGUCAAAAGAAAGCAUCAUUAUUCACCAGUUACGUAUGAACUCCAGAUGAAAUGGUAACCAAGCACAUACUGGGUGUGUGUACUUCCUCUGGAUCCCUAUGAAUGGAGAGUAUUCCUACAGCCCUCCAUCAUCACUAAGGUCCUCCAUGCUACUGAUCACUACUGGAAAUAAUUUACUACUUCCAGUGAAUUUUUUUUUUGAGGGUAUAAUGUAAAAGUUUAAAAUGGCCUUGCUGAUAUGAAGAUAGAUAGCAAGAGCAAUUCAAUCUUUGCGCCAAAAGAAUUUUCUCUUCCUUUUGCAGAGCUUUCAGGUCCAUGGGCACAUGCUAUGUAAUUUAUUUUGAUAAUACACUUUGUAAUGUGAUUUUUUUUCCCUAAAAUGUUUCCAUUUUCAGUCUGUGGCACAUAUAUCUGUAGAAUCCACUGUCAGUUCCUCAAAGUGUUGAUUUUUUUUUUUUUUUUGCACUCAAAAUGGUAACAUGUAAUUGUUUUCAUUUAUCAAUUUGUUAUUUCUGAUGGAAAGAAAGUACAACAUUCUCUUUUUCCUGGGGUAAAUUCAAAAGGUAAAAUUUAGAAGCAGGAAAUUCUGGAAGAAAUUGUAUUAUUGUUUGUAUAAUACUAUGGUUCUGAUGAUGGUUCAAUACUAACAAAUACUCUACUUAAGAGCUUAAUUUUAAAACCAAAUUGUGAAGCUGCUAUUUCGGGUUUUCUGUCGCCAAAAUCCUGGAUGAAUUGAUUUUCACAUGGAACAAAUUUAUAAAAGGAGAUGUGUGAGUUUAACCCAUAACGGUUGCAGGAACAGUUUCAGCCUGACAGCUUGGUUAUGUGUCUAUUUGCAUUAUUUACUUCUAAGUACACGGGUAAUAAGGACGGUGAUGUCAAGAUUUUCUCACAACUUACCCACAUGAAUAUAAAAACUGAUCUAGAUAAUGUCAGCAUUAAAAAAAAAUCGCCAGUGGCAUCCUAAGAUAGAUGCAUUUUUUCUUCUUGAUAGUUGAUGAUUUUGACAGAUCUUUAAAACCACAUAUACCAGGAUGUUAGAGAAUAUAUUCUUUAAAGAUUAAAAAACAACAAGAUAUAUUACUCAAAUAUCAACGUAAGAGCUUCUUUAAAUUUAGGUUUAUGUAAAAAUGUGCAUCUGAAGCCUACUUGAAACCCUAGUAAUAUAGUUCUUUUUUUUUUUUGUCUUUGUUAAUGUGGACUGUUUUCAAUAAACUCUUUAAAGAUAACACCAAGACAAAUUAACAGUUGACAUAUCAGUUUCUGAAUGCAGAAAUCAUGUAACUUUACAGAGAUUAAAUAAAGAAUGCUUUUGAGUGUCACAAGGAAAACUAAAAGCCACACAAGAAAUACUAAUGGCCUAUAAUCUCCAGUCUGCAGGCUACACCUGUGUCCACAGAGGGGUGUCCACACUGAAUCUCUGGAAUAGAAAAAUUAAUGUUGGAUUUCCUCCCUAUGUACCCUGGGAAGGUUUUCAAGUAUACUUUGUGAAAUUGGUAAAUCAUAUUCAGUAUGUAUUAUAAAUUAAAUGAAUAUGUUUAAUGUUAAAAUUAUUUUGAAUUUUCGUAAGUAAAAGAAAUGCUAGAAUAGUCUUGUCCUAGCUUGAAUGAUUGUGAAAGCAUCACAUAACCUGCAGGGCUUUUGAUUACUUAUUAAGAAUUAACUAGAGUGUGUAUGUGUUGAGAUUUUUUCAAUUAUUGUUACUGGGUUUUGUUUUCCAAAAGUGCCGAGCUGUAAUGGCAUUUUCAAUUGUAAAAGGGCUUUAUUUAGUAUUGUUGUAUUUUUUGACUCACGGUUAAGUUCCUUAUUUGCCAAAGUUUAUACCUCUGAUGGAAAAAUAUUCUGAAAUAUAACAUUUGCAGCAAAUAACCUUUUUCUCAACUUGUGGGAAUAUUAUUUCACGAAUAGUGAAAAGUACAAGAUUUUAAAUACUUCUUGACUUUGAAUUUAACAUUACAAGUAAUUUAUGUAUAUUUGGAUCUGAAGUUGUUUUUCUCCUAAACUUUAAUGAAAUUUGAUACUUGCAAUGAAGAAACGGUAAGAAUGACGGUGCAAUCGGAGUCAUCUGAUGCUGAGCCUUUUUUUGCCCAAGCUAUGUUUAAGUACUCUGUUUAAACCCAAAUGGGAUCUGAGUGACAGAUGACUAAAAGUAAUUGGAUUAAUUUUAAAAUAAAACAAUAGAAUAUGCAAAAUUAACAGAAAACAGAAAAACUGAAGUUAGCUCCGUAUCUAAUGAAUAAGCAAACAAGUUCAUAAGUAGGCAUAUCCCAACAUCCACAUUUAAUUGAAGAAAUUGACCCACAUGCAAUCUUGGUACCAUCCUAGGCUCACAUAAUUUCUACAUCAUUUUAUUGUAAAUAUAUAUCCAAUCAUCAGUCUGAAUGAGAAUCAUUUUUUUAAUGGAAUAAUUGGAAAUGUUUCCUGAAACUUUAUAUUUUUUAAAAUAUAAUCAUAAUCAGUGUUUCCAGCUCAAGGCGCCACAAUUGAACUAAUCCAUAUUUUCCUUGUUUCUUUUUUAUGAGGGUGCUUUUUGAGGGUAUCUUCUGCAGACUUUAAAACACAAAACAACUAGUUUAUGGUAUGGAAUAUCUAAUUUAAGCAUUAACAGAGAUACCAACACUACUGAAAUAAUUCACAGCUUCUAAAAGUUGGUGGCAGAGUAAGCUUCUAAAAGCUGGUGGCAAUGUAAGAUCUUUGUGUCCUUUCUCCUUAUGCUGUGCUUGGAUUUUCCUGAAUAUGAUUAAAAACAUGGCCAAAGUGCGACCUGCUCAUGAAUUUGAUGUGAAUCAAAUCUAAAAAUAACAACAGUGUAACACGGAAAUUUAAAAAAACCACAAAUGGCACCUGAAGCAUAUGUCUCCCUCUGUACCCCUAGAGCUAUGUUUUUGCUAAAAAUAGUAAUUAGAAAGUAAAGAGGAAAAACAAUAAAAAUUGUUGCAAUAAAUUUAUAAAAAUUGGGAGAGUUUGGUGGAAAUAACUUUGGCUUAGUGACCAUUAAUAUUUUAUUUUCUUAAAUUUUCAGCAUCUGCUCCAUAACUACAAGAUGUGAUGAUAACUGUGUUACUUAGGGAAAAUGCUGUAGAUUUAUAAAUUUAAACAAAAAUGUUAAAGAUGCCAUGACAUUUCUGGUGUUAUUUUUGGAUAUGUUAUUUUGGGAGUUUUACCCUACCAUUGGCAGAUUCUGCUCUUUUAAUAGUGCAGAUGAGUGUUUAUUUAAUUUAGAUUUAAAAAAAAAAAAAACAGGCCUUAGCUUCUUCAAUGUAAGAGGCAUACAGUGUGAUUAUAUAUUCUUAGAGUUUUUACAGGCUUAGUGGAUUUUAAAAAACAAAAAAGUAUAUUGAGUAAUUUUGGAAAGACUUUCUAUCUUCACAGCAUUCUUAAUUUUGUCUCAUUUGAGUUUUAUUAAUUACAUGAAAAGUUUAUUAUUUUCACUGAAGCCAACUGAAUUUACAGAUAUGUACUUGUCUUUUAUAUGUAAUACCCUGCUUUCAGUUCUUCACAGAUUAUCGAAAUUACUUAAUAAUCAAGACAUUCUCUGUGUUUCUUCCAAAGUCAACCAUGUUUAUUAAAAUCUCACCAGAGAGUGAGAAAAAGGACAAUUGUAAUAUAAAAGCAUUGUGCAAUAUUCUGUUUUUGAGUUGAAACACAAUCUUCAUAAAAUUAAAAUAAUUUAAAAUGAGUAGUCAACCUUUUUAUUUAAACUUGUUUGCUUUAAAAUUAUCAUUUUCUAUGGAUAUAAUAACUUUCACUGGGCAUAAGCAGAAGCAGUGCAGCAGCUUUGGAGGCAGCUGA